GCUUAAUAUUGCUUCAAGCUGCACACCUUGAAGAGUGAUGGGUGAAGCAGUAAGACUGUCAGAAUGAUACUGAAGACACACAACCCUUUCUUCUUGACCUUCAUCAUCGCUGCCUCAGCUCUGCGCCUCACACACUCACAAGAUGUGCUGCAACCAUGUGCAUCUUCAGUUUUACGUCCCACGGAAUGCAAACUACAUCGCCAGGACCAAGUGAUCACCUGUUGUGGUGUCAACAGCACACAGCUGGUAAAGUCUUUGAUGGAGAUUAGGAAACAAGUAGCAGAAGGAAGACAGAAAAUCGAUGUUUUUAAUAGCGACAGACAAAACAAUGAUAAUGUAAGAGACCUGUGGAUGACAGUACGAGAAGUGUCAUACUUGAGCUGCAUCCUGCCUAAGCUCGCUCCAGACACACUGUUUACACCAUCACCACUUGAGAGAGUAACUGUUGUUAACUCUGGUGUUGCUGAGGUCCAACUUGAUGCCUUCACCACCCACUCCAGCACUCUUAUUCACCUUGAUCUCUCGCACAAUCUGCUGGUGACACUACCUGAAGCAAUGGUUAAUUUAACAAGGCUGGAGAUUCUUGAUCUCAGCAGUAACAAGAUCAGUCAUCUUUCAGAGAAGACCUUGCUAAAUUUUCCCCGCCUACGUCAGCUUCACCUCAAUUACAACAGACUUGGAGAGAUGUGGAUUGGUCCUCACUUGGGUUUGAGUGCGAGUGUGUUGAAUCUGGAGGUAGUGAAGGACACCAUUACUGACCUCUCUCUCUCUCACAAUGCUCUCAGUGCCAUCCCUCAGCAGUUCACCAGAGCUUUCACCAGACUCAUCAACCUUGAUUUAUCUUCCAAUAAUAUAUCAGAGGUGUUAGUUGGGGCACUGAGCAAUAUGGCACAACUUCAGCAUUUAGACCUCAGCAACAACCUCAUCCAUUCCAUCAUGCCACAGGCACUCUCCACUACCCUCCUCCAUCUCAAUCUCGCAGGAAAUCCCUGGGACUGCAACUGUGACUCACUCUGGCUCUUGAAGAGCUACUACCAAAAUGCCUCCAACACCAUGCCCACCACACCUACCAUCGCUAUGCCUCUAUGUUCAUUUCCACUGCAUUUACGCCAUCGAAAAUUAACUACUUUAACAGAGUUGGAACUUUGCCCCCAUCGAGCACUGGAAGUAGAAAGCCAAGUUUUCUAUGUUGGUGAUGAUGUGGAUGGUGUGCUGAGAGAUGCCUUGAGUUCCCUCCACCUUGUGAACGUGACAGCACUCAAUCACCAGGCACUACUUGUCUCUUGGAGGGUAGAUGGUACAUUCUACUCUUCCUUGACGCCUCUAUCUGAUCCUCUCUCUUGGGCUAUCUCUCUACAAGAGACAAUGCAGGGCCACAGAGAUGCCAAGGUCACAAAAAUGAGAUUAGCACUGUACAAGGAGAAUUCUAAUUGGAAGCCAAGCAACUCCUCCUUCACAGAGGUAUUACAAGGUCUCAAGCCCGAGACACAGUACACACUUUGUCUCGCACCAAUUCAAGAUCACUAUCUCUUUAUUCACCCAGAUGAAUGCCGUCAUGUCACUACCCCAAAAAGAUCUCUUCAUGCCUUAAUUUCAACUACAACAACAACUACACCUAAAGAACUGGUAUCAAUGCCUUUAGUGUCCACAGAGAAUUACUCUGUCAAGACAGAGCAAGUGAGCAUCAUGAAAGAAGCUCGUCGUGUAAACUUGUCAUGGAAUGUUACUGUAUUUCCCUACCAAAUGUUAGAUAUUCUAGAUAAGAAAGAGGCCCUGUUACGUCCUUUGGGGUGGAAGAUAACCUACCGUCGCCUUGGAGACGAAAAUGAGACAGAGAUUGUUCUGGUCAGUCAAGGUGGUGAACCAUUGCAGAACUUCACCAAUCAUUACUCUGUGGAAGGAUUAGAACCUAGUAUGGGUUAUAUUUUUUGUUUCCGCUCCUUGUCUGACCAAGAGGUGAGUGUUUCUCUCACUGGUAACAUGGAAGAGGUGAAUAAAAUGAGUCCUCAGUCACAUUCUUUUAUCUCCUUAAAUCCAGAACUCAUGGUUUUGGCAAUACAAGGUGGCAGCAUACAGUCUCAUGUCAAUCGCCAGUUAGCUGAUACGAAUAGUAACAAAAAUAAGUCACCACUGUUAUCAGAGAUACCUGAAAGUUACUCUCCUGAUCUUCCUGGCAAGGUUUUUCAGUCACAAAGAACAAAGCCUGCAUUCCCAUCAAAGACGAGAAUAUCCCCAUUUCAGUCACAGGGCAGCAGUUCAAUAUUUCCACCACAAUUUACCACUGAAGCAUUUCCAUCAAAAGGAAUCACUACAGCCCUUUCACUACAAGGAAUUACUACAGCACUCCCACCUCAAGAAACCAUAGUAACACUUCAAUUACAUGGAACUACUACAACACUCCCAUUACAAGGAACCACUGCAGCACUUCCAUCACAAAGAACCACUGGAACAUUUCCACCUCAAGGACACCCUAUAGGACUUCCAUCAAAAGAAGUACAUUCUGAAUCUCCAUUAAAUAUACCAGAUUCAGCCUAUCUUCAAAAUCUGCCGUCACUUCCAAACAUUUCUUUACCAGGAUCAAAUAAAAGAAUUUCUCUGAAUGUUCCACCAGUGCUGAACCUGCCUAUUUUUCAUCGUCCUGCCCAUCGCCCAAGGUCACAGUCUUUACCAAACUUUGUCUUCACCAGCACGGGAGAGAGAAUUAUUCUGCCAUCAACAUCAUCUGGGCCUACUCAUUUUAAUCUACCAGCUGUUAUAGGACCAAGUAUAAAUAUUAGGUCCAGUAUACCAACAAAUACCACAUCCUUAAUGUCAGCAGCUCAUAACUCAAGCCAAAGAUUUAUAUAUGAAUUUGGCAAUAUACCACCAGAAAACAAUAAACAAAAAUUUACUUAUGAUUUUAAUAAAGAUAAUUCUAGUACCUCAAAGCCUCAAGUCAAUGUGCAUGAGACUAGACGCAAGAGGUCAACUGAAAAUAACUCCAACAGUCACCACAAAAUGACUUUAGAGUCUGGAGCCAUGCAAUAUUGUCAAGAAGUUGUCACUCCCGAUGAGAAUGAUAUACAUGUAAUGAUACCAGUUGCCAUCGCCUCCACUGUGUCUAGCUUGGUCACACUGGCUUUGGUGAUCAUCUUUUGUUGUUGUUGUCCAAGGAAGUGCCCCCACAAAAAAAAAGGAUGGAGUGGUAAACCAUCUUAUACUCUUCGUAAGACUGGCACCAUUUCUGCUCCAACUCCUGUCACUGUUUACUCUGGCAAUAAUUCCAUCCUCACAGGUUCUGUCAUCAGCGAAGGAAAUGGAAAUCUGAAAACAGCUUUGCCUUCUAUGAAGAGCAAUAUAACAGCUAGUGGACCCACAGACCUGGGUCUUGAGUCAAACAAUAACUUGAUGAAGUCUAGAUGUUCGCUGUCUGUCACUUCAAGCUUUGGAUACUUGGUGCCUCUACAGAUACCCGGUGGAUCAGUUCAUGACCCUGAAGAAAUGCUCAGAAAUGUGCAACCAAAUAGUAAAGCAUAUCAAAGUUCUGUAAUAGAUCAUCUACUUAAACAGCACAAGGACUUGCAGGAAUUUCAUCCAGGUUAUGACAUUCCUCCAACAUCAUCAAAUAAGACACUCUUUGGGUAUGAUUACCCUCACCCAACUCCUGUUAAUCCUAUAGGGGCUUACAGUCAAAACCAUAAACCUGUAGUUCUAAAUAAACUGCAAGAUUCGUUGCUAACAGGCAGUGAUUCCCACUACAAUAGCUCCAUUGAGAAUGGCCAAAAUUCAGAAGCUAGGCAUUCAAAAAUAAAUUUAAACAUUCCCUUCAUUCAGAAGAGCUCUGAUUUAUAUAAGAACAAUGAAUUAAAUAAGAGUCCAGAUUCCAAUAAAAGUGUCGAAUAUAACUACAUUAUUCCAGAGAACAUGGGUAACAAACCUCUCACUUAUACAAAAAACUCACUUUCAAAGUCUCGGUGCAAAUCUGGAUUAUCAGAGACACCAACAGAAGAAUUUAUACCAGAGGAUUUCUCCAGUUUAGGAAGUCAAGACUGCAGUGAUCAUCCUUUGUCAUCUGAGCACCUCAGUUACUCAGAUCCAGUCAUUGCUGAAGAAAAUUUCAAUACUCAGGGUUCUGAGGUAUUGAAAAAAUCAGUGCCAGUACAAUUAAGCUUACUUAUUAAUGAUCACAAAACUACUCUUCCAAGAUUAUUGAAAAAAGAGCCAAGCAAAACAACAUCUCUGUCACCCAUACAUCCACUUUCACCAAAGAGAAUUAACAUAUCCAUGAAAAAAAAUGAUGGCAACAGUAACUUCCCUUCAUCUGAGGAUGACAUCGAUAAGCAACAAUAUAUACGGCCCACACACCAAGAAAAAUAUUUUGCUUGGACUAACAAGUGCCCAAAAAUCCCCAGUUUGGGAGAGGUGGUCCUAACUGGUGGGACUCUCAUAGAGGUACCCGAGGGAUAUGUUGUCCCAAAAUCCCCCAAACCGAGGUAUUCUGUCACACUGUUAGUGCCAGAACAAGCUGAAAAAUUAUGAAACUAGCAAUAUGGAUAUCCAAGAGAGUUUCUUGUUCUGUUCUGCAUGCAGAUAUUUUAGGCAGAAAGUUCCCUCUCCACUUAAUCACUAGAGAUGAUGAGAAAGGAAAAGCAAAGAUAAUUAAUUUUAUGAACUCUUAACCAGAGUUAUAUUGAAUAAAAAUCAUCACUGGGGUGCCAGUGCCAGUGUAGCAAGUAUGCAACAGCAGAGGGGAAUUACAUAGUACCUAAGGUGCCCAUAGUUCUAGAAAUUUGGACAGUAGUUAUAAAUUUUGAAGAAAAUCUUGGUUACAACAAAUUAUCACAUAAUUUAGUACAUCUCAUAUUAAUAAAUACAUAAGUAUUUAUUAAUAUGUUUAAUAGUAUAUUUAUAGAUGGGGUUGUAAGAGAAGUAAAUGCGAGGGUCUUGGCAAGAGGCGUGGAGUUAAAAGAUAAAGAAUCACACAUAAAGUGGGAGUUGUCACAGUUGCUCUUUGCUGAUGACACUGUGCUCUUGGGUGAUUCUGAAGAGAAGUUGCAGAGAUUGGUGGAUGAAUUUGGUAGGGUGUGCAAAAGAAGAAAAUUGAAAGUGAAUACAGGAAAGAGUAAGGUUAUGAGGAUAACAAAAAGAUUAGGUGAUGAAAGAUUGGAUAUCAGAUUGGAAGGAGAGAGUAUGGAGGAGGUGAAUGUAUUCAGAUAUUUGGGAGUGGACGUGUCAGCGGAUGGGUCUAUGAAAGAUGAGGUGAAUCAUUGAAUUGAUGAGGGGAAAAGGGUGAGUGGUGCACUUAGGAGUCUGUGGAGACAAAGAACUUUGUCCUUGGAGGCAAAGAGGGGAAUGUAUGAGAGUAUAGUUUUACCAACGCUCUUAUAUGGGUGUGAAGCAUGGGUGAUGAAUGUUGCAGCGAGGAGAAGGCUGGAGGCAGUGGAGAUGUCAUGUCUGAGAGCAAUGUGUGGUGUGAAUAUAAUGCAGAGAAUUCGUAGUUUGGAAGUUAGGAGGUGCGGGAUUACCAAAACUGUUGUCCAGAGGGCUGAGGAAGGGUUGUUGAGGUGGUUCGGACAUGUGGAGAGAAUGGAGCGAAACAGAAUAACUUCAAGAGUGUAUCAGUCUGUAGUGGAAGGAAGGCGGGGUAGGGGUCGGUCUAGGAAAGGUUGGAGGGAGGGGGUAAAGGAGGUUUUGUGUGCGAGGGGCUUGGACUUCCAGGAAGCAUGCGUGAGCGUGUUUGAUAGGAGUGAAUGGAGACAAAUGGUUUUUAAUACUUGACGUGCUGUUGGAGUGUGAGCAAAGUAACAUUUAUGAAGGGGUUCAGGGAAACCGGCAGGCCGGACUCGAGUCCUGGAGAUGGGAAGUACAGUGCCUGCACUCUGAAGGAGGGGUGUUAAUGUUGCAGUUUAAAAACUGUAGUGUAAAGCACCCUUCUGGCAAGACAGUGAUGGAGUGAAUGAUGGUGAAAGUUUUUCUUUUUCGGGCCACCCUGUCUUGGUGGGAAUCGGCCAGUGUGAUAAUAAAAAAAUAAUAAUAGAUAAUAAGUAGGUUAUAGCACAUUUAAUAAUGAGCUUUUAUAUACCCACCAAGGGUAUUUUCUGUCCAAUACAGAGAACAAAAGAUAGGUAGUACAUAUAAGUAGCAGAGGUCAGAUACACCGAGAGGAAGAGCGGGCCAAGUGAUAGCCAUGUCCUGCUUGGGUAUAAUGUGUUGUGCGAGAAUUACAGAUAUGAAGAACCUCCCUGUAUUCUGAGUUAUGAUGCUAGUGCUAGACUGAUGACUAAAAUGCAUCUACUUUUUAUUAAAUUUCCCUGGAGUAUACCUGGAGGGGGCUGGGGGUCAAUGUCCCCACAGCCUGGUCUGUGACCAGUCCUUGUGGUGGAUCAGGGCCUGAGCAACCAGACUGUUACUGCUGGCCACACGCAAACCAAUGUACAAACCACAGCCGGCUUGUCAGAUACUGACUUAAAUUAGGUAUUUGUCCAGCAUCUUCUUGAAGAUAUCCCUGAUGACUAGCAUUACCCAAUUUAUUGAGAUGUCUAAAAGUCUUGCAAUGGAUAACAAGCAUUUUUCUGACCAUCUCUCUUGCACAAAUAAUGGUAUUCAUUGAAACAUUGUGAAAUUUUUGGAAGUUCCCAACAUAUUCUUUGUUGUGUGUCCUGUAUGUUACAUGAUAAAGAAAUAUUUUUCAGUAUUGUUUAUUUACUUACACAAGCUACACAGGCAAAUGAAGCCUUAAAAAAAUAAAAUAAAAGGGAGAGUACUAUCAUUUCCAUGGGGAAGUGGAACAGAAUUCUUCCUCCGUAAGCCAUGCGUGUCGUAAGAGGCGACUGAAAUGCCAGGAGCAAGGGGCUAGUAACCCCUUCUCCUGUAUACAUAACUAAAGUUAAAAAGAUUAACUUGUUUUUCUGUUUGGGCCACCCUGCCUCGGUGGGAUAUGGCCAGUUUGUUGAAAGAAGUACUAUCACAUGGAGAAGUAUUUUAUCUGUAGGGGUCAUAAAAUUAUUAUUAUAAUCAAAAAGAAGCGCUAAGCCACAAGGGCUAUACAGCAGGGCCCCUCAAGGAAGGUUCCUUGAUGUUGGUGAGGGGCUCUUGAUUUAGGGAAUUGGAUCUGUGCUCCAGUUCCCCGAAUUAAGCCUGAAUGCCUUCCACAUCCCCCCCCAGGCGCUGUAUAAUCCUCCGGGUUUAGCGCUUCCCCUUGAUUAUAAUAAUAAUAAUAAUAUACAGCAGGGGUCAUAAAAGCCCAUGGAAAAUAGGAGGUCAUUUGCUUUGAUCCAUGGAGAAGUUCUAAUCCCUUGGAUCAAGGGCAUAAAAUCAACCCCUUUAUAGUAGUAUAGGGAAGAGCAGCUGCUAAUUCCUGAGAAUUUGAGCUAUGUAUAUAAAUAUUUAAUUAUUAUAUAUUUAUUUAUUAUUUUUUUUUUUCAACAUGUCAGCUGUUUCCCACUUAGGCAGGGUGACCCCAAAAAAGAAACACUUUAACCAUCAUUCAUACAUAAUUACUGUCUUUACAGAGGUGCCCAGAUACAACAGUUCAGAUGUCACUCCAAACUGCCAAUAUCCCAAACCUCUCCUUUAAAGUGCAGGCAUUGUACUUCCUACCUCCAGGACUCAAGUCCGGCUAACUCGUUUCCCUGAAUCCCUUCACAAAAUAUUCCAUCCUCACACUCCAACAGCUCAUCAAGUCCUAAAAACCAUUUGUCUCCACUCCUAUCUAACAUGAUUACACAUGUCUGCUGUAUGUCCAAGCCCCUUGCACACAAAACCUCUUUUACCCCCUCCCUUCAUUCUCCUCUAGGAUGACCCUUACCCCUCCUCACCUCCAUUACAGAUUUAUACACCCUCCAGGUCGUCCUAUUUUGCUCCAUCAUCUCUGAAGAGGGGUUGUUGAGGUGGUUUGACCAUUUAUUUUUUUUUUUUUUUUUAAAUCUCUAAAUGGCCAAACCACCUCAACAACCCCUUUUCAGCCCUCUGACUAAUACUUUUAGCAACCCCACACCUCCUAAUUUCUAUACUACGAAUUCUCUGCAUAAUAUUUACACCACACAUUGCCCUUAGACACAAUAUCUCCACUGCCUCCAGCCUCCUCCUUGCUGCAUCAUUCACAACCCAUUCUUCACACCCAUACAAGAGUAUUGGUACCACUAUACUCUCCUACAUUCCCUUCUUUUCCUCCGUGGAUAAUGUUCUUUGUCUCCACAGAUACAGUAGGGCUCCACUUUAUGGUGCUUUGCUUUAUGAUGGUUUGCCAAUAUGGACAUUUCAAAUUACAACCAUAAAUUCAUUUACAUGGCCGAUUCGCUAUUACGGUGCCCACAUAUAUGUAUAUCCUCCAUGAGCUCCACAUCUAUGAAUUUUGUCCCCUCAAGGAAGGUUCCUUGAUGUUGGUGAGGGGCUCUUGAUUUAGGGAAUUGGAUCUAUGCUCCAGUUCCCCGAAUUAAGCCUGAAUGCCUUCCACAUCCCCCCCAGGCGCUGUAUAAUCCUCCGGGUUUAGCGCUUCCCCCUUGAUUGUAAUAAUAAUAAUAAUAUGAAUUUUGUCUCAAAACUCCAAAAUUUCAAGUGUUUUAAUAGCAGCUUGAAAUUCAACACCCAUAUCCAGUAUUCUCAGAGCAGUUAUGUGCAUUUGCUUCUAUCAUCUACAUGGAUACUGUCUUUUCAGGACCUUCAGCAGGGUUUUUGCCUUUUUUUUCUGACUUUUCCAGUAGUUACUGUCUCAAAGAUAACUAGCAGAGAUGUCUGUCAUAGUGACCAACAAGCCAUUUUCUACACUAGUUUACUGGCAGUGCAUGAUCUGGCACCUCUUUUAGCCCAGACAAAAUAAUGACUUUUUUUUGCCAACUAGUUUAUUGGACGGCCACAAAUAGCAUAUCUAGUGUGCGCUCACUUAUCUUGUUUACACCACAGUUGGUGAUAAUCCCUUCACUUUGUGUGAUUUUUAGUUUAUUUUUUAUUUUACUAACAGCCUUAGCUAUGACUGGAGUUAAUAGCUACACAAUUAAACUUAUUAAUAGCUACAGCUAUUGACAAGUUAAUAAAGUUGUCAGGUAAAUUAAUUAGAGGGUUUGGACAAUGUUCCUUUGUGACAGAAUAAGAGCUAAUGAAUUUUUAUUUGAUUCAUGAAAAAUUAAACAGGGAAAGAUCCAAGAACAUGAAAUCUCUUCAUUUGGAUGAAAUAUUUAAAAAGAUAACCAAGAAGAAUGUCAGAGCAGUAGGCCUUCAUCUGAAAAUCCUGUAGCUUCAGCUUGAGUAUUCCAGAUAUUCUUUCUGUAGCAUCACAGACCCACUAUGACAGACAGGAAUUCUGACAGCUCUCAACUUCUAGACCUUUGUAAUUAGCUCUUCAGUACCAGUAAAAUUUUAAAAUAUAAA
Messenger RNA from Cherax quadricarinatus, 9345 nucleotides. The record is from RefSeq and is a predicted model, not a curated record. Lineage: Eukaryota; Metazoa; Arthropoda; Malacostraca; Decapoda; Parastacidae.